This is a messenger RNA of Angiostrongylus costaricensis, 615 nucleotides long. The record is from the annotation of a GenBank genome assembly. NCBI's taxonomy places the organism in Eukaryota, Metazoa, Nematoda, Chromadorea, Rhabditida, Metastrongylidae.
AUGUCAGCACAGUUCAAGAAAACCUUUAGAAAGCAGAAAUCCUACUUGAUAAAAAUCGCGUUUUCAAUGACGUUGAACAGAGGAGAAAAGACGUUUAGGAUUUUAUUCCUAAAAACACUAUGUAUCACAGCGUUUGCGGAUCAAAGCAGUUCUGCACUUCAUCGCGACUAUGUUCCGUCUUCUCAUGAAAGUGAACUGUUACCCCAUGUUGCUGCUCGCAACUCACCAUCGUCUGCAUGGAGAUGUGAUGGUCGCAAUGUCCAGUCCAUAUCUGGUGAAUCAUCAUUGAUGACGAGACAUUCAAAUGGUCCAGCAAAUGAGCAGGGCCAAUGUUACUUUUUGGAAGGCGAUCUGGAUAUCAUCAACGAAAGACCGGCCAGACCAGCAAAUCAAAGUGUUUUAUGCGAUAGCAGCAUAAAUUUGUUGCAAAGAGCUUUUUCACGGAAUGGCAGAAAUGUUAUGUCCGAGCGAUUCUGGAUCGACAUGCGCGAUUUACAACUGCAAUGGAUAGAGAAGAUCUGCACGUCAUCAUUUGAGCGAACUGCUGCCACAUCGUACACUUUGGAAUGUUGGACGAUUCUCACGAAAUUCUUUUCGAUGUUCAGAGUACGUUAA